AUGGAAAUCAGCGUUCAGUAUACGAAGAAAAGGUUCAACUUUGGCCGGCAACCGCAGUUUUGCGAACAAGGCCCGGAUUUGUGCGAUUCUAUAUCCACGAACGUGUUGGAACACAAGAACUACAUCUUACGCAACCCAGUUCACCAACCAACUCAGAAUACACCAUCUUUUUCUGAACAUAGUAUUAAUACUGUAAGGGCAGAGUUUGUGUGCACAGGCGCUAACCACUCGGAAGGUGGCUGGGCAAAGGAUAUAAACAUUCACGACCCUGAAGCCACGCAGCGUUAUCGUCGGAAAGUUGAGAAAGAUGACACUUACAUACAUUGUGUUAAUACCUUGGCUCCGGGAAUGGAACAUCUGAUACUGCAAAACAAUGCGAUCGAUAUGUACCGAACAUACUAUUCUGAAAUGGAGAAAAUGCCAGAAGUCGAGAAGAAUAGUUGUCGGACUGUAAAUUUUUACCACGACCCAUUUGGCCGACCGGUAUCCUCAAUCUGUUGGCACCCCAAAGAAGUGCUCAAAUUUGCCGCUUGCUAUGUCGACGUCGACUUCUAUCGUGUAGCUAAGCAAGCGGCGACAUACGCGUUUCUGUGGGAUGUUGAGAGUGCCAAUGCACCUGAUGGAGUUUUCCAACCGACCGGAACCCUAUUUGACUUCAAAUUUAAUCCACGCGACAGCAAUUGCCUUAUAGGUGGACUGGAAACCGGACAAGUUACUGUUUUCGACCGCCGAAGCGGCGUCGCUCCUGUGAGCACAUGUCCAAUGCACGUCGCACAUAGGGAUCUUGUUCGUAAAGUGUUGUUCAUCCACUCAAAAUCAGGUCAAGAAUUCUUCUCUGGGAGCCCGGACGGCUGUUGCAAAUGGUGGGACCUAAGAAAACUAAGCGAAACUACUGAUGAGAUGAUCAUUGAUUUGGUGAAGAGCAAUGCAGAUGAACAGAGUAUGGCGACAGCGUGUGGUGUAUCGUCGAUGGAGUAUGAAUCUACGAUCCCUACACGCUUCAUGGUGGGCACAGACAACGGAAUGGUUAUUGGUGGCAACCGGAAAGGUAAAACAGCGACGGAAAAACUGCCUGUGACGUACAACGCACACUCUGGGCCAGUGAUGUCAGUAGAACGCAAUCCAGCCUUUCCAAAAUGUUUCUUAACUGUUGGAGAUUGGACUGUCCGCGUUUGGAGCGAAGAAUGCCGCGAGUCCAGCAUACUAUGGUCACCACCAUUACGCUACGGGUAUUCUUCCGGUGCUUGGAGCCCCUCUAGGAUCUCAAUGAUGCUGAUGAGCGGCACCGACGGCCGUUUGGCGAUAUGGGACCUUCUGCGAAGACAACACGAACCUGUAUUUACUAUGCAGAUUAGCAGUAACGCAUUGCUUACUCAACAGUUCCAUGAAUCGGGUUCACUGGUAGCUAUAGGCAACCGUAGCGGUGACAUAUGUUUAGUGGAAAUGUCUCGUCAACUCGCUGAAUCCGAUAAGAAUGAUAAACUUCUUCUCCAAGCGAUUAUCGAUCGCGAGACUAAACGCGAGCGUAUCCUAGAAGCGCGUGCUCGUGAAAUCCGGGUGAAACAAAAACAAGCUGAUGAGGCUUCCCCGGCCGCUUCUAUCACUGAUCUUGAACAAACAAUUGGCGACCACGACUUAAAUGAAGCCACUACGGAUUAUAUGCAAAUAUUGAAGAAAGAGUUAGCUAGCAUGUAACAUUUUUCCUUCCUUCCCUCUGUCAUUUCCAUUUUCAACUUGUUUUUACAGAGCGUUGAGUCGAAUUUCGCAACGGCCGAACGAGAUUUGAUUUCGUGCUCUGUGAUUCGCUUGUUAUCACGAAUUUUAGUGAAGUCCGAUUCUUAAGUCAAAACACAACAAAUACUGCUACUCUGUUAUUACUUUUAGACAAAUGUACUGAACGAGUGUUUUUCGAUCUCCAUUCAAAUGCAGAGUCUAAUAUAUUGUUUUA
Molecule: messenger RNA, 1948 nt
Organism: Pectinophora gossypiella (pink bollworm)
Lineage: Eukaryota; Metazoa; Arthropoda; Insecta; Lepidoptera; Gelechiidae
Product: dynein axonemal intermediate chain 2-like
Exons: 7
Coding region: 1-1695 (564 amino acids)
Biological process (GO): cilium movement; outer dynein arm assembly
Cellular component (GO): outer dynein arm
Molecular function (GO): dynein heavy chain binding; dynein light chain binding
Source: RefSeq, a predicted model, not a curated record